Molecule: messenger RNA, 1224 nt
Organism: Puma concolor (puma)
Lineage: Eukaryota; Metazoa; Chordata; Mammalia; Carnivora; Felidae
Source: RefSeq, a predicted model, not a curated record
AUGCUUCGAUACCCAUAUUUUUGUAAAAUCUAUAAAGAAUUUCAUUCAUGCUGGUUGGAAUCUGGCAUAUUUAAUUUAGGUAUCUGGCCAAAAAAAAUACAUGCUACAGCAGAAAGAUGUAAUGAAUAUGAAGCCGAGGAGCAAACAGAUCAAACUGGAGCUCAGGAGUUACAUAGAUCUCAAAAUGGAGAUUUUGAAGCUAUGACUAAAUUACAUAUCCCAGUAAUGGUGGAUGAAGUUGUUCGUUGUUUGGCACCACAAAAAGGCCAGAUUUUUCUAGAUAUGACAUUUGGUUCAGGAGGACACACAAGAGCCAUUCUACAGAAGGAGUCAGAUAUUACUCUGUAUGCCUUAGACAGAGACCCGACAGCUUAUGCAAUAGCUGAACAGCUUUCAGAAUUCUAUCCUAAACAGAUCCGAGCUAUGCUAGGCCAGUUCAGCCAGGCAGAAGCCUUAUUAAUGAAAGCUGGAGUGCAGCCAGGGACUUUGGAUGGAGUUCUUUUGGAUCUUGGGUGUUCCUCCAUGCAACUUGAUGCUCCUGAAAGAGGUUUUUCCCUUCGGAAGGACGGCCCCUUGGACAUGAGAAUGGAUGGUGGCAGGUACCCUGACAUGCCCACCGCAGCUGAUGUUGUGAACGCUUUAGAUCAACAGGCACUUGCCUCCAUCCUGAGAACAUACGGGGAGGAGAAGCAUGCCAAGAAAAUCGCUUCAGCAAUCGUUCAGGCUCGCAGCCUCUACCCCAUCUCCAGAACCCAGCAGCUUGCCAGCAUCGUUGCAGGUGCAUUUCCUCCAUCUGCUAUUUUUGCACGAAAAGACUUGCUACAACGAUCUACCCAUAUUGCUACCAAGACUUUCCAAGCUUUUCGAAUAUUUGUAAAUAAUGAGCUCAAUGAACUUUACAUAGGAUUGAAGACAGCUCAGAAGUUUCUGAGACCUGGUGGUCGCCUUGUUGCCCUCUCCUUCCAUUCACUAGAGGAUCGCAUUGUCAAACGAUUCUUGCUUGGGAUAAGCAUGACAGAAAGGUUUAACCUAAGUGCCAGACAGAAGGUGAUACAAGCAUCACAAUUACGUUCAAGUUAUGAAAACAAGGAAGGAGACUGUAUAAGCAGAGCCCCUUUAAUGUGGGAAUUGAUACACAAGAAAGUACUUACUCCAGAAGAUCAGGAUGUACAGGAUAACCCCAGAGCACGCUCAGCUAAGCUUAGAGCAGCCAUCAAAUUAUGA